Thlaspi arvense is the source of this 1613-nucleotide messenger RNA. The record is from the annotation of a GenBank genome assembly. Lineage: Eukaryota; Viridiplantae; Streptophyta; Magnoliopsida; Brassicales; Brassicaceae.
AUUCGAGCCAUUCCUUUUCCUUCCUCUCCUCUCCAGAGUUAAAAACCGUUCCCGAAAUCGAAGAUCUAGAUCCGUUUGUUCGUUUGAUCUCUCAGAAUGAGUCAUAAGGCGCCAAGGAGAUACUCAAACGCAAGGAGUUUCGGAGUGGAGAGGCAACAAGAUUUUGCAGCAGAUAUAGUUCCCGGAAGACGCUAUGUUCCUUAUGACAAUAGAAUGAACAAAGGUCCAAAUAAGUGGUCACGGAAUCUGGUUUGGACGGCAUCAGAAGGCAACAGGCCACUGAAGAAUGAUAACACAUAUGGGUCAAUGAAAUCACCAGUUUCAGGCACUCGAUAUGGGCCAAUGAAGAAUGCUGCGUAUGGGCCAAGAAGCUCGUCUGUUUCAGACACCAGAGGCUGGAGGUCGAGAGAUAACGGCAGUCCCAAGUCUAAGGAAUGUGUGUGUAAGUAUUGGAAGGCUGGAAACUGCAAGAAGGGUGAGCAAUGCCCGUUCUUACACUCUUGGACUUGCUUCCCUGGAUCGGCCAUGCUAGCUUCUCUUGAAGGACACAAGAAGGAUCUAAAAGGGAUUGCCCUUCCUGAGGGUUCUGAUAAACUAUUUUCAGCCAGUAGCGAUGGUACAUUGCGAAUAUGGGACUGCCACACUGGUCAGUGUGUUCAUACAACCAACCUCCAGGCAGAAGCAGGGUCGUUAAUCAGUGAAGGCCCAUGGGUUUUCCUUGGCUUGCCAAAUGCUGUAAAGGCUUUCAACGUCCAAACAAGUAAAGAAUUGCAUCUUAACGGAGUGGUUGGUCAGGUCCAUGCUAUGGCUGUUACAAAUGGAAUGCUUUUUGCUGGGACAAGUUCUGGUAGCAUAUUAGUCUGGAAAGCAACUGACAACGAGUCUGAUCCUUUCACAUACCUAACAUCCCUCGAGGGACAUCAUAGUGGCCAAGUCACGUGUUUUAUUGUCGGACGAGAGCGACUAUACUCUGGCUCCGUGGACAAAACAAUAAAGGUGUGGGAUCUCAACACACUGGAAUGUACAAUGACCCUGAGGCAACAUACGGACACUGUCACGUCUCUCUUAUGUUGGGACCAGUUUCUGUUGUCUUCCUCCUUGGAUGGAACCAUAAAAGUCUGGGCUUGUUCUGAAAAUGGCAGCUUGAAAGUUACUUAUACGCGCAGACAAGCACAAAGUGUGCAUACUCUUUGUGGGAUGAACGACGCAGAGGUCAAACCGAUCAUGUUCUGCUCUUACCAAAACGGAACAGUGAGCAUCGUCGAUCUUCCAUCUUUUGAAGAACGGGGAAAGAUGUUCUCGACGCACACGAUCGGGACAAUCACAAUGGGUCCUGGCGGACUGUUAUUCAGUGGGGACAAGAGUGGGAAGCUGCGUGUUUGGAACUUAGCUGCCAACAAAGUUUAGCCGUUUUUUACAUUUUUCGACCAAAACUCUUUUGUAUCUAAAAUUUGAUUGUAUUUGUAUGUACAUAACAUUCUUGGUUCAAAUGAGUUAAGAAGAGGUUCCUUCUUUUGGAAUGACUCUAAUAAAGGAAUGAUCUCUAUCAAACUCUAUAUGUGUAUUCAAAAAGAGGUUACUGAUAAUCAAAUCACAAUUCACUCUUGUCAAAA